AUGUCUCAGUUUCGAGUUCCCAUCUAUAUUUUUGCAGCAGCAACUUUAGCCCUAAUCACUAAAGAGUUGCUCAAAGCUACAUGCUAUAGCAUUAGUCCGAAAGAAUUUGUACAGAUUCGUGCAGCGGAACCACCAAUUGAAGAAAUUCCAGAAUCAGGAUUGCAAAAAAUCUUUAUCAAAAUUUCACUGUCAUUUUUACAUCAAGCACGUAAAAAACAUUUCUGUAUCAAAAUGAACUGCAGAUUAGUCGCAAUUACCACUUCAUCGAUUCUUGCAUUGACUGUUGUCUCCUAUUUUGGCUAUAAAUUCUAUAUACAAUAUACAACACCAGCUGAAAUGAUUGAGGAAGUAAUGGAAGAGGUUACAAAGAAAAAGAAGAACCUAUUUAAAAAGGCUAAUCCAUAA
Chironomus riparius is the source of this 405-nucleotide messenger RNA. The record is from the annotation of a GenBank genome assembly. NCBI's taxonomy places the organism in Eukaryota, Metazoa, Arthropoda, Insecta, Diptera, Chironomidae.